Messenger RNA from Pseudovirgaria hyperparasitica, 789 nucleotides. RefSeq lists its product as uncharacterized. The coding region runs from base 151 to 663 and encodes 170 amino acids. Lineage: Eukaryota; Fungi; Ascomycota; Dothideomycetes; Acrospermales; Acrospermaceae. The transcript has a single exon. The record is from RefSeq and is a predicted model, not a curated record.
UUUCGGGGCGCCUUGUAGACGCGAGUGGUAUUACAUGCUCAAACAAGUCCGAGCUUCUUCUUCACAUCUGUCUCCGAGAUAUCCCGGCCUGUUUCCUCGUUGAAUCGCUUCGCCACGCGCUGGAACGCGGCUUCCGCAUCCUCCACGUGCAUGCGAGCCAGCAUCUCGCACUCCACCUCGUUGAACUCAUCGUCUACAGAUAGAAACAUAUAUCUUCCAUUUCCUCCUCUCGAUCCACUACUCGGCUCCGCUGCUGCCCCAGAGUCACCAUUGGUCUUUUUGCCCUUACUGGGCUUGCCCUUCUUCUUGUUGUCUUUCUUUUUCUCAAGAUCCGGCUUUUCGAUCUCUUUGUCGUCGGACUUGAUCUGUGGGAAACGUUUCUUCAGCGCCCACGCUGGCUUGCCCGUUUCGGAGGCAAUGUCUUUCCAGGACUUUCCUUCGGCUUUCAUGCGGAGGAGUGUAGCAUCUUGGUCGGCAGUGAAGACGUCUGGUGCUGGUGUUGGUUCAGCUACGACUGCUGGGGUUUCGGCUGGAGCAGGCUCAGUCGCUGCAACAGGCUCAGGAGGUUUGUCAUCUGCAGGAGCUACAGCCGCGACCGUAGCACUCUUCUCUUUCUGUAUAAAGUUGUCAGUGGCCUGCGUGAGAAUGAGACUGCAGCUCUAGAGUUUGAUACAAGUAGAGCCAUGAAUACCUCCUGACGGACCUUUGGAACCCAGCUCGGUUUACCGCCCAUUGCAACACGAUAUACGUCAAACAUUGAGACGCGCUUCGGAGGCAUUGUUCGUCAGU